Messenger RNA from Suillus paluster, 591 nucleotides. Its product is annotated as ras family-domain-containing protein. The coding region runs from base 1 to 591 and encodes 196 amino acids. Gene Ontology annotation, biological process: small GTPase-mediated signal transduction. Gene Ontology annotation, molecular function: GTP binding; GDP binding; GTPase activity. Lineage: Eukaryota; Fungi; Basidiomycota; Agaricomycetes; Boletales; Suillaceae. The transcript has 5 exons. Gene Ontology annotation, cellular component: plasma membrane. The record is from RefSeq and is a predicted model, not a curated record.
AUGGCCGCCAACACUCUGAGAAAGAGAAAAAUCGCAGUCCUAGGUUCCCGUUCAGUUGGCAAAUCUUCUCUUAUCAUACAGUUCAUCGAGAACCAUUUUGUCGAGGCAUACUAUCCAACCAUCGAAAGCACCUUUUCGAAAGGUGUAGCUUAUAGAGGCGUAGAAUAUGACUGUGACAUCAUCGACACCGCUGGCCAGGACGAGUACUCGAUUCUCAAUUCUAAACAUGCAAUUGGCAUACACGGCUACGUUCUCGUAUACUCGGUCACUUCAAGAAGAUCUUUUGACAUGAUCAAAAUUGUCUACGACAAAAUUGUUGAUUUUUGCGGCAAAAACGAUAUCCCAUGCGUAAUCGUUGGCGCUAAAACUGAUUUACAAGCGAGUAGACAGGUGGCUCCGAAUGAAGGGGAAGAGCUGGCAAAACUUAACAAAGCUGCCUGGGUUGAGACUAGUGCCAAGAACAAUGUCAACUCUUCUUUAUGCCGCCUUAUCACAGGCAAAGUCUUUGAGCUGUGUCUUGCGGAGAUUGAGAAGCGAUCUCCGUCCAGCAAAACGGAUCAGCCAGAGGCGAGCAGGUGUCUCAUUAUGUGA